AUGCUAGAGUCUACCACCUUGUCCUUCUUCUCCCGGUUCGCUGAUGGCGCUCUAUCGGUGCCCGUCGCAGCCAGCUGGUUUGCUCUGAUCUGGUACACAGUCGUGCAACUAGUAUGCGCCUUGGGAUAUUUCCAGAUAUGGAAAUAUUUCUCGCGACAGCCACGCCGGUCCCGUCUAGCAAACGCCGCCGACGCACCGCACGUCACCGCCAUCCGACCAGUCAAAGGUCUCGAACCACACCUCUAUGACUGCCUCGCUGCUACCUUCCGCCAGGAAUAUCCGCGCGACAAGCUAACCAUUUGUCUCUGCGUGUCGACACGAGACGAUCCCGCCUACCCCACACUGUGCAGGCUCAUCGCCGACUUCCCGGAUGUCGACGCGCGCGUUUUCGUUGAAGAGGAAGAUCCGCUGUUGCAGCAAGAUGGAACGAGUACCUACGCGCUAGGCCCGAAUCCUAAGAUCCGAAAUAUGAGCCGUGCCUACCGCGAAGCGAAGGGUGACAUCAUUUGGAUCAUCGACUGUAAUGUCUGGGUUGGAAAGGGUGUUUGCAGCCGCAUGGUGGAUCGACUGUGCGGCACUGGAGCGACGCCGGGCAAGAAAUACAAGUUCGUGCAUCACCUGCCUGUGGCUGUGGAUGUGACGGGGGAAAGCAACUUGCUUGAAGAGCGCCAGGCGCUUUUGGAUAACGAUCCCCAGCCUUCGAAUGCAGAUGCAAAUAUUGCCGCGGCAGCCAUGUCCUCUGUUCGUCCGGAGGAUGGCCCGGCGGCUAUGAUUUCGACCGGAGGCGGUCGACUGGAAGAGCUGUUUCUGUCCUCUGCCCAUGCAAAGAUGUAUACGGCUAUCAAUACCGUUCUCGUUGCGCCUUGUAUUGUGGGUAAAUCUAACAUGUUCCGCCGAUCUCAUCUCGACUAUCUCACUGCUCCGUCGUGUUCAAAUCCCCAGGCAUACCAUGCCGGUAUCGACUUCUUCUCGGAAAACAUAUGCGAGGACCAUCUGAUCGGUGAUCUUCUCUGGAGGAAGAAGGUACGGGAAGAGAAAGAGCUUGGGGAACGUUGGGGCAAACAUGCCAUGGUCUUUGGCGACUUGGCUAUACAGCCUGUUGCAAACAUGAGUGUGCCGGCAUAUAUUGCACGCCGAGUCCGCUGGCUACGGGUCCGCAAGUUCACCGUUCUCCUCGCGACACUUGUCGAGCCUGGCACCGAGUCAUUUCUCUGCAGUAUCUACGGCGCUUGGGGCGUUACAGCAGCACUGGCACCGCAUCUUGAGCAGAAAGGUGUGCAGUGGGCAUCCAGCCUGGGAACUUGGAUGGCAUUUUUAGUUUGCUUCAUCUUGAGUAUGACUUCUUGGAUACUGGUUGACUGGACGCUGUACAUCAAGCUUCACUCCGCAAAGGCCAUUGAGAUGGAUGAAAGUACUCCGGCCUUCACGCGCCCCCAACGUUACCGAUCAUCCCAGACUACACGACGCUCCUUCAUGCAAUGGUUUGCCGCUUGGCUUGGUCGUGAAAUGCUGGCCCUCCCCAUUUGGAUCAUGGCUGUGUACGGCGGCGUGACAGUCGUAUGGCGAGACCGCCGCUUCAAGGUCGGCUUUGACGCAAGAGUCCGCGAGAUCGACCCUGCUCCGCCGAUGCUUUCGUCCAGUGCAGCCAACGCGGGUUCUGUCCCAGCCCAGCGUCCCAACAGCAAAGCGGGCAAAGUUCGAAGCGAUUGA
Messenger RNA from Penicillium nucicola, 1710 nucleotides. RefSeq names its product putative ceramide glucosyltransferase. The record is from RefSeq and is a predicted model, not a curated record. Gene Ontology annotation, cellular component: membrane. Gene Ontology annotation, molecular function: ceramide glucosyltransferase activity. Bases 1 to 1710 code for a protein of 569 amino acids. Lineage: Eukaryota; Fungi; Ascomycota; Eurotiomycetes; Eurotiales; Aspergillaceae. Gene Ontology annotation, biological process: glucosylceramide biosynthetic process. The transcript has 2 exons.